This is a messenger RNA of Dendronephthya gigantea, 3481 nucleotides long. RefSeq lists its product as uncharacterized. The coding region runs from base 304 to 3162 and encodes 952 amino acids. NCBI's taxonomy places the organism in Eukaryota, Metazoa, Cnidaria, Anthozoa, Malacalcyonacea, Nephtheidae. The record is from RefSeq and is a predicted model, not a curated record. The transcript is spliced from 3 exons.
AAACAAGGCAAAUCUGACAUCGCGAAUCUCGAUAUGACACGGCUACGAAGCGUUCUCUUUCGUCGAACGCAAUUAUAAAACAAUUCUACCACUCGCUUUUGUCGUAUAUAUACCAACUGGGUGCUACGCACCUCCGGUCGGCUAUCAACAUCCGGAAUUGUAUUCAGAUAGCUGAGUUCUACACUGAUUGGAUCAAUUCAACUGGUACACAAGUUUUAAAACAUGUUACCUGGCAGGUUAUAUAACUCGAUGUCUAAAUCUGAUCUUUUAUGUCGAUGAAAACAACUGUUCUUUUAAAGGUUUAUGAUGAAAUUUGCAAAACUGUUCAUGAUUUUUGCUGCUGUUUUAUCAGCAUUCGUGUUUAUAUUUAACUACGAAAUGCUGGAUAUUAUUCUUGUGAUGAAAGAAAGAAUUGCAUUCCGUUCCCCAUUCAAAAUGCUAUUCCAAGAGGCUCCAGGGUCAAUUGAUUUGAGGCUAUCCAUUGUAAAAAACGAUGACACUGGAGACAUCGUAAACGAACGUUCAAACGAGCAGGUUCAACAAAGCCACUCUGAUUACCCAACCUAUCACACCUUUGAAGCAAUGCUACACGAUGACACGCAUGCGUCAAACAACAGAGCCUUCCCAGCAUACUCUUCGUGCCCAUAUCGCGGAAUUAGAAAGCCAAGGACAACGAGUGAUUCUAAAACCCUAGUUCCAGAGUGUCGGAGAAGAAAGUCAACUUCUCAUGAUUGCGAAGACGUGAUCAAAUAUUUCGGUCCUCACGGAACAAUGACACCAGGCAAGUGUAACACAAAAAAUGCUGUUAAAAUAUGUUCCAUAUCUGGUGGGGAAAAUUACAAAAGAGAGCAAGUCCAAGUAUCAUGCAAUGAUAGUCACUGCAGAGGAAACACAAUUUUUCUUGGAAUAUUUAAUGAUCAAAUUGGAAACGUUACAUGGCGCAAAUUGAAUAAUACAGACAACUUAAACGCGCAACUUAAACAACACAUUUUGUCUUCAACCUUUGGGCCUGGGUUUGCAUUGUUAAAAUGCGGGGAAGGUACCCAGGUCUUAGGUUUUCCAACUAUUUUAAAACGGGCCAAACCUUCUCAAAGACUGGAGAAGAGAAGACCAUUCAAUAUCAACAUCGUAGUUGAGGAUUCGUUAUCUCGCGCGCAUUUUUACAGAACUCUUUUAAAAACUGCGUCGACUUUCAGGGAUAUUGUUUAUAAUCAAACAAUUCCAUCGACCCUGCUGGAGUUUCAAAAAGUUCAAAGCUAUGCAGCAAAAACAUAUCAAAGCCUUCAAAGACUGUUUGCAGGACGAAAAUACUUAGACGUUGGAGAGAACUGCAAAUAUACUGUCGAGGAAUUUAAAGCAAAUGGUAGCAUGUUCAACUGUACAUAUGCAGUCGAAGAGAUGUUUGCACGAUAUAAAAACGCUGGAUAUAGUACACUGCUUCAAGAGGAUCAUUGUUGGCACGACGCGUGGGGUUCUUUCAUGGAUCCACGCAAACAGUUAGACCCAGUUACAGACGAGAUGCAGCGGCUUAGCAGAUGGAAGGAUUUUGUUCAGCUUGUUCAAUUAUCGGGUCGUCAACAGGCGAUUGAUGAUUAUGGUAUGUCCAUAUUAACUUGUGAUGUGUACAGAGAGUUCAAAGUGACAAACCCAUUUAGUUCGAAAAUUAUUCCAAACGUUUGCUUCGCCGGGAGGCAUUAUGCAUCAUUCUUCUUGGAGUAUGUGAAAAAGUACACAGAGCUCAAUGAUAUAGCCGAUCAGCCGUUCAUAGCGUAUACACAUGUGUUGACAUCACACGAUACUAAUGGAAGACGUAUAGUCAAUGAUGACGAAAGCCUCUCAGAGUUAUUUCGACACGCAGCACAUUUACGAAACACUUUGACGAUCUUUGCCUCCGACCAUGGCGCAAAAGCGACUGAUUUUGCAGCAUAUUCAACACAAGGAAGAGAAGAGGUCUUCCAACCUUUGUUGUUUAUGAUCAUUCCACACGAAGUCAGCAAGUUGCUUGGUUCAGAAGCAAUGAAUGCAUUGGUACUCAAUCAAAAUCGUUUGGUAGGCGUUGAAGAUCUGUAUAACUCAUUGGUCUCGAUUAUAGAACUUCGCGUGUGGGCUGAAAGCUUAGCCUCGAACCCAAAUCAUUCCAACCAGAACACUGCAGGUUCUAAUCCGAAGCAUUCGGUUGCGUUCGCUGACCCAAUUUCAAAAACGUCUAGGGAAGAGGAAGGGCUUGAUGGACCUCAGAUAAAAUCACAUCUGCAAGGUUUAUUUAGACCAGUAUUUUUAAACCGCACUUGCAAAGAAAUGAAAAUAAGUUCGGUUGCAUUAUGCCUGUGCGAUGGCAUGGAAAACACAAUCUCGAACGACACUGACGCAGUCAGGUGGGCGGCUGAAUUUGCGCUAGGAACCUUAAAUAACAGAAUUCAGAAACAGUACACGACAAAUCUGAAGUCUCAGCUGGGAAAGAUGGCUACGUCUAAAUUCUUUGGUUACGGCGCAUGUCAGCGGUACGUAGCCACGGUUGUGACAAAUGCUCGCCAAGUCGUCGUUGGCAUCAACCAGAAGUUAUUGUUCACUUUGCUGGCAAAACCCAAUGACCGAAAAACUGCGGAAAUUUUUGACGUCGAAUUGACGUUUCCCAUGAAACAAGGUGAACAUGGUAUAAUUUUGAAUAAUCUGGUUCGUGUAUCCCGGUUUAAUGAGUAUGAAAUAUGCUCGGAUACGGGCGUUGAUCCAAAGCUGUGCGCAUGUCAUCCUUAUAAAACUAACAACACCUUGUGGAGGAGGAAAUUGUUUUCGAUGGUGACUUCACAAGCCAUUUUGGGAAUGAAACCUCAGACACAGUUUCUUGAUAAGCCGUGUCUUUUGAUAAUUGCUCGAGUUACAAAGACAGAAAUACGCCCCGGACGUUGGCAAAAUGCCACGGAGACAUACGAAGCAAUCAACCGGUGCAGAAAUGUGAAAUACAAAUUAAAAAUUUCUUUUAAACGCAUCUAUAAAAUGAGGAUUUCAUUGAAAUAUCCUGCAAUUGUAACCUUACUGCCGAAGACAGUCACGUUUCUUUAUACGGCUAUAAACAACUGGAUAUUUGGCAAAGCUGUGCCUAAAUUUAGUUUUAAAAAGACUGUAUUAUAUCGCAGUAAUAAUACAACGAAGAAGAAACUGUAAUGUUUGUUGGAUGGAAAAGCUAAAAAAUACAAAUUCAUAUUUAUCAGUUUCUGGACAAUCAGAAACGAGCAUUUUGGAAUUAACUACGAUUUAACAGACUCUAAGUUAUGUAUUUUAUAAACAUGCACAACAACGAUUAUUAAAAAAGCAUGAUCUCAAUGGGAAGUUAUUUUUUAAAGACUCGGACCAGUUGUAUCAAGCUCAUUUAGCUUAAACGCUGGUUAAGUUCAAAAUAGAAAUCAAGUCUAUCGUUUUAUUCAAGAAGCAAACAAAAUGUUUUUAACCCUAAUACAACGAUACUGUUUCAACUACAUAUUCA